Molecule: messenger RNA, 1117 nt
Organism: Zootoca vivipara (common lizard)
Lineage: Eukaryota; Metazoa; Chordata; Lepidosauria; Squamata; Lacertidae
Source: RefSeq, a predicted model, not a curated record
UCUGCAGGAAGGGGCUGGCUCCUUGUCCCUGCCAAGCCAGCAUCCAGAAUAGGAGUGUCUGCAGAGGAGUGUCUGCAGCAGGGGCCAUCUGGCUGCAAAGAAACAAAACUUCUGACAAGAUUGUUGUGUUUUAAAGAAGGAUCCUGAAGGUGUCGCUUGUCAGGAACAAAGAAGUCUUGGAUAGUAUCUGCGCUUCUCCAGGUAACUAAAAGAAUGUAGCUCCCAAUAAAUAAAUGGAAGACUGCAUAAGAAGAUGUCCAGCAAUGAAAUGCAAUUUGGCCUUCUCUGAUGGAUUAAACUUGAUGGAACGGAAGUGCAGCCAUUUGAUCAGGAGGAGGUGAUGUCUUACUCUAGGCCUGCUAAAACUGACAAGCCACUUGAGACUUCAGAGGAGAUAAAAGAAGAAAUAGAAGGGGAGAUCCAUUGUUGUUUUCUGGAAACAGCUCCAAGACCUUCAUUUAUGUCUCACUUGACAUACAGUGAAACAUCCUUGGAACUUACCAAAGUUACUGUCCAGCUGUAUGUUGAUGGAGAGCCUGAGGAAAACCAGCUGGAUGGAGAAUUAUUAUAUUCCUCAAAUUACAAAGCCACAGACAAUCCAGCCCAGCCCCCUUCCCAGUUUCUUCCUAGACCAAACUCUGACAAGAAACCGGGCAGAGCUCCUGAAACCAUUCAAUUAAAACACAGGUUAAAUGCUUGCACAUGUUCACAUUUAAGAUCUUCACAGCACAGGAUUAACUCCAAACUUCAGAUUGGUGAGGUGACAAACAUAGAAGCUUCUUUGUCAGAAGAUCAAGAGGAGGAGGAGGACAAAGAUGUUUUCAAGGAACUACCAAUGUGCGGGACAGCUUUGGAGAGCCUGCACAAAACAUGCACUUCUCAGACAAAACGAAACAGAGAUGGUCACAUCAGUAAUAGAGGUGUCUUCACAGUCAUUGCUGGCAACAAUCCCAAAGAGAAGGAACUGAAAGAGCGCAAAAUGCAUCGGCGGAUGCUGUCUCAGGAGUUGAACAGAGAAAAAGCAGGUAGGUCUGCCAUUGUUAUUAUAUAUAGUUCACAUAUCACACUAAACUAUAGUCAAUUAUUUUCUUUUUCCACCAUCUGCUGCAAGACUUGA